Molecule: messenger RNA, 4074 nt
Organism: Bemisia tabaci
Lineage: Eukaryota; Metazoa; Arthropoda; Insecta; Hemiptera; Aleyrodidae
Gene: Orc2
Product: origin recognition complex subunit 2
Biological process (GO): DNA replication
Cellular component (GO): nucleus; nuclear origin of replication recognition complex
Molecular function (GO): DNA replication origin binding
Source: RefSeq, a predicted model, not a curated record
UCGUUUCGUGAUUCGUGCUGAUCAGAAACAAGUCCUGAUUUGUCUCUGGCUCUCUGGUCCUGAUCAUCUUUAUCUUCGAUCACUUGAUUGUGCAUGUGCAUGUGUCCUAAUUUUUUAACGGUGUAAUCGUGCUGUUUUGUUAUCUGGCAAUCUCUGUUUUAAAUAAGUUUCAAGACACUUUUAAGGAUAAUUAGCGUGCCCAGCAAGCAUGGAUAUUUACGUUUAAUCACAUUUUUUUCAUUGAUGUUUCGCUAGUCCCUGUCCUAGUUUGAUCUGAGUUAUACCAUCUCUCUUCCCUCUUAAAACGAUCAUGACUGGAAAAAUUAAAGGACCAGUAACCGUAACCCAAAGAAAGACUGUAGAAAUUGUAGUCCCCAAUGAUGUCCAGCUCAUUUUGCCUCUCUCCGCAUUAGAGGCUUCAUCAAAGAGGGGACAGACGAGCGAUCUGAGAAAGGCCUUGUCCAACGGUGGGAGAAGAACCAGCAGGCUUGGACCUAUUCAAGAAAAUGGUGGAGGGUAUGAAUCUGAUUCUAACUCUGCCUCUAACAGGUUCCCUGAUGGCUCCAAAAAGGAUAACGAACUUUUUGAAGAAGGCGAUGUAGAAGGAGAACGACUUUUUUCUUUCACCCCAUCUACACCUAAGAAUAGGAAAGCCUGUACUUCAUCCAUUAGAAAGUCAGCAACCCGUUCUGCAACCAAAAUGUGUACGCCUAAACAAAAAACCCCCACCCCUGGCAAGAAAGCUGCUCAAACCCCUUCCACAUUGCACCGUACCCCGAAGUCAAGCCGAAAAAGGCUGUAUGCAGAGCCUGAAAAAGUACAUGAAAAAGAAGAUAAAAAAGCUACCUCCUCUGAACAUGAAACCUACACUCCACAAACGCCUUAUGGGUUGCGCACAAGAAUGAAGCAAAUGAUUCAUAAGGAAGUAGAAAGUAUGGAAUUAGAGGACUCAGGCUCAGAAUAUAGCUUUUCAGACUCAGAUGAUGACACGGAUGAAUCCAGCGACAGCUCAAGCUCUAAUGACGAGAGCAGUGAAGUUCAAAAACCAAUUCUACCAGCACCUUCCACUCGUGCAAGGAAAAGUGCGCGAGGAGAGAUAGAUUAUGUUUGUUCCCAUAAAGAUUAUUUCCACAUGAGAAGCUCCAAAAAGAAAGACAAAACGUCCAACAACCUUUUGAAUCAACUAAAAAACCCAAAUUUAACGCAUACUCAAUUCAGAAACAUCCUGAAACAACUAUCACAGUCACAUAAAAAAGAUAUUCAAACUCUGCAUCAGGAUAUGCAAUCUCAAUUUCAUCAUUGGAUGUUUUACCUCAGUCAAAAUUUCAGUGUGAUUCUAUAUGGCCUGGGAUCCAAGAGAAAAAUUUUGGAAGAUUUCAGGAAAAUGAUGUUAUCAGAAAGCAAAGUUCUGGUUGUCAAUGGCUUCUUUCCAACUGUAUCUCUGAAGGAGAUCCUGGACUCCAUCAUGAAACAACUGCUGAACAUGAAAGAAGCAGCUCCCAACACUAAUAUGGCAGUUGAAAUGAUUAGACAGCGAUUAAAACCAAAAUCUGCUCCGCACAUCUUCAUUAUCAUCAACAAUAUCGAUGGAUCAUGUUUACGUGAUGAAAAGUGCCAAAGUGCUCUCUGCUCAUUGGUUUCCCAUGAAAAGAUCCAUUUAAUAGCUUCAAUAGACCAUUUGAAUGCUCCACUCAUUUGGGAUGUAGCAAAAUUAGGAAAUUUAAGUCCAGUCUGGAUAGAGGCGACAACGUUUUUACCAUAUAUCGAUGAAGUAAGCUUUGAAAAUUCAUUCCUCGUCAAACAUACAGGAUCUUCCAUGGCAUUAUCUUCUCUCGUCAAUGUUUAUAAAUCCCUAACCAGCAAUGCAAAGAAAGUCUAUCGCAUUCUUGUGGAAGAUCACCUCGACAACUCUAAAAACAAAAAUUAUCCAGGGAUGUCUUUCGUUCAACUGUACGACACUGCCAAGCGAGACUUUAUUGUUAGUUCAGAUUUAUCACUUCGUACGCUUUUAACAGAAUUUGUUGAUCAUGAACUAGUGAAAUGGCGCAGAGACAAUGAACAUCUGACUAUUCCUGUCGAAGGAUCUGUCCUAAAGAAAUUUAUGGAGAUGCAUGGUAAUCAAUCCGACUGAGGAUAGCUCUUGAUGAGUUCCAGUGCCUCAUCAUUUUAAGUGAAAGUAAAGGUGCAGAAAAAGUCUAACCGAAUAGGAAGCUUUAGCAGGUGGACUUCUUUUCACCUUAUUUUGUUUAAAAAGAAACAGAAACAAAUUAAACCUAAAAUUUUAGAUUUUCAAGAGACCGUAUCAUCAGAAUCAAAUUGAAGGUCUCCUGGAAAUAGAUGUAUUUUUGUAUUGACCCGUGUUUGUGAAAUUGAAUUUCAGGACAAGCUCUAUUUAAAACUUCAAAUUUUUCUUCAGACCCAGUCGUAUCUCACCAAAAAGCAGGCUUUAAACAUUUUGUCUUACAAUAAUUACCCACCAAUUGAUCACAAGAAGAGGCAGGAAUUGGACCUCUAAAAGAUUGGUUACCUCAUCAAAAUUAUGUGUAAAACACGUUGAAUAUAUUGACAGUUUCAAAAAUCAUUUCAUUCAGUGAGAAACUAAUGUUUAUAACCUUAAAUCCCGCAAAAAAUCCAUAGUAAAUAUAGGUCAAACUGGUCUUUGAGAGCAACCCAAAAUUCAGGCUAAUAACUGGAGUCUGCUUUCAUACUCAUUCUCCUCCUCUUUUGGCACAUGGUACCUCCAAUCGUGUCAAAAAAAAAGUCAAAACAAUAGGAAAUUCUAUUGUAAAACAUGCAGAUAGUGGUUUAAUGUUAGUUUUGACUAAAGUAGACAUGGGUUUUUUAGGGACGGGUAGUGUAAACUGAUUCAAACAAGAAACGAUUAUUUCCCCUCUUAUGAGUUGGAUUUGGAAAGUUUUAGUGUGUCUAUAGUUUUCUAUGUACAAUUUAGUAUUAUUUAUAUACUACACUGCAUAAUUUCAUACCUCAUCUAUUAGUUUAUUGCUAUGUAAAGCCCUUUUCAGAUAACUUUGCCUUUUUCAUUGUAUGCGUUGGGUAUGAAGUUCUGUACUCCUUACAUGUAGGGAAGAAGGCAAAGUUAUCCGAAACGGGCUCUAAUAGGUAAUAAAUAUCAUCAAAUUGCACUUAUAUAUUUUUGCAGUCGUAAGUGUUCCUUCAAGAAUUUGAUUUCAUGACAAUCCUAUCAUUGUGCUUUUUUUCAGACUUAGAAUUUACUAGUACUAUUAACUUUUCUUACCCAAGCUGAGCAGUGUUUUUUUUUUUUUUUUUUUUUUUUUUUUUUUUUAAUUUCUAAAGCAGUAUGCUAAGAUAUACCAGUCAGAAUUAAGAAUUUGCUUAGUAAUUUUAUCUACUGUUUUGCUUCAUGAAAAACAAUUUUUCCAGUUAUGUGUCAAAGUUUGUCAUUAUUGCCAACCAUCCAUUGUUGAAAAAUGAAGGUUUUAUUAAAUAUGUUUAUUUUUAUCUGUUUUCUGUUUCAUCUUUCAACUUCUAAAUGAAGCCAAGAACUGCAUGAUCUAGUUUUGUAUUUUUUUAAUAUUAAGAGGGUUAACAAAGGAAGAUUAAGGAGCUCCUCUUCCUGAUUUUUAGAAGGGGGAUAGUUUACACCACAAUUAUGGUACUUAACGUUAAUGUAAUCGGCAAGUAUUUUGUCACUCUUCGCACAAGCUCUGGAGCAGUAAUGGUGGAAGUAAUGACACAGCAGUAGUUAUACUGAAUUCAUCAUGUGCAGAAGAUGAUCAUUUCGCAGUAAAUGUGGUAGACAUCCGCUUUUCAAUUUUUACAUUUAAAGAAUAAAAAAAUUAGCAUUUCUAAGCCUUGCUGAAAGAUGUGUGUCAAAUUGAUUGAUUAUUACCGUAUCUAUUUUAGUACGAUUCUCCAGAUCCCCCCUGAUUUUAGACUUUUAAUGUGUAAUUGCUUGAAAUACUUGUCGCCUAGAACCUAGCUCCUUUUAUUGUGGCUUUAAAUUAGAAUGUAACAAUCGUUAUUUUUUAUCAGCUCCUUUGUUACGUAAAAUUAAAAAUUGUCUCAACUUUUAAUAAAAUAAUUUAUUUUAUU